UAAUUUAUUUUGGUUUUGCCUAGAUCAGCGCCACAUUUAUGUUGCUGACUGAAUUGAUGACAACCCGUAGCAUACUGGCAAGGUCACGUCCCCCCCUCCCGAUGCAAUUCGACAGAAAGGAAAAAAUCUGCCAGUGCCGCCGCUGUCUCGUCAUUUAUUAGGCUACCUGACGAGGAGCGGAUAGCAAACAGCCACGCGACGCCGUUUAUUCGCGAACGCAGCUCAUUUGUAGUCCUUACACGCCGCCCGGAGACGUGCGCUCGCGCUUAACGCUUUUACCUUUCUUUUACACGAAUGUCUUUGUCCAUAUUAUAAUCCGACUGACAGAAAUGACUUUUCACCGAGGGGGUAGCUAAUUUAUGUAUUUUUUUCGUUGUUGGUACAACCGUUCGAACCCUUUUCUCUCACACAGCAACACGGGGACGGAUAUCUGAAUCAAGCCAAUUUGUUCUCAAAAUCUUUUUUUUUUUUUUUUUUGGUCUUGGAAACACGUAGACAUGCAACAAAUACAAACCCGUACGGAAGCCCUGCAUGAGCGGAUGCGCCGGGAAAGGGGUGCUCUAAGCUUUUUUUUUUUUUUUUAAACCGGGGUUUUUAAAAAUUAAUUUAAGAGGGGUUUGACUUGGAUAAUGUAUUUGUUUGCUGGCGAGUUUUCGUGGCGCUGUGAUUCGGAGCUAUUAAUUUCAGAGGUGAUCCAUGCUUCAUUAUUUACACCAGUACCACCAUGUCCCCAGCAUCCGCGGCGCCGACCAGCGAAAGCAGCACCACCACGGUUCCCGAGGAAGACGCCGAAAGCCCCCGCGAGGAGCAGCGGCCGCUGAAGCAGUCCCUCAGCAAGUCGCUGUGCCGCGAGACGCACUGGAAAUGCCUGCUGCUCUCCCUGCUGAUGUACGGCUGCGUGGGGGUCAUGACCUGGUGCCACGUCACCAAGGUGACGCGUCUGACCUUCGACAGCGCCUACAAGGGCAAGUCCAUGAUGUACCACGACAGCCCCUGCUCCAACGGCUACAUCUACAUCCCGCUGGCCUUCCUGCUCAUGCUCUACGUGGUCUACCUGGUGGAGUGCUGGCACUGCUACACCCGCAGCGAGCUGCAGUACAAGGUGGACGUGGAGAGCGUGUCUGAGCGCGUGCAGAGGAUGCAGCUGGCCACGCCCUGCAUCUGGUGGAAGGCCAUCAGCUACCACUACGUGCGCCGCACCCGGCAGGUCACCCGCUACCGCAACGGCGACGCCUACACCACCACGCAGGUGUACCACGAGCGGGUGAACACGCACGUGGCCGAGGCCGAGUUCGACUACGGGAACUGCGGGGUGAAGGACAUCUCCAAGCGGCUGCUGGGCCUGGAGCGCUUCGCCGUCACCAAGCUGCGCUUCACCAAGUGCUUCAGCUUCGCCAACGUGGAGUCGGAGAACUCGUACCUGACGCAGCGCGCGCGCUUCUUCACCGAGAACGAGGGGCUGGACGACUACAUGGAGGCGCGCGAGGGCAUGCACCUGAAGAACGUGGACUUCAAGGAGUACAUGAUGGCGUUCUCGGACCCGGCGCACCUGCCGUGGUACGCCUCGCACUACGCCUUCUGGGCGGCGGCGCUGCUGACGCUGUCCUGGCCGCUGCGCGCGCUGACGGAGUACCGCACCGCGUACGUGCACUACCACGUGGAGAAGCUGUUCGGCUUCGACUACGCGCCCGUCACGCCGUCCGACGAGCGGCCGCCGUUCUGCCGCCACAUCCCGCGCGUCAACACCAUCGACAGCACCGAGCUGGAGUGGCACAUCCGGUCCAACCAGCAGCUGGUGCCCAGCUACUCGGAGGCGGUUCUGAUGGACCUGGCGCAGCUGUCGGGCUGCGGCGGGUACGCGCUGGGCGGGUACAGCGGCGGGGGCAGCGGCGGGUACCGGCAGAACUGCGAGCGCUGCCACCGCGCCAUCAGCAGCUCGUCCAUCUUCUCGCGCAGCGCGCUGAGCAUCUGCAACGCGGCCAGCCCGCGCCUGCCCUUCAGCGCCAGCCGCUUCUCGCUGGGCCGGCUCUACGGCUCGCGCCGGAGCUGCCUGUGGAGGAGCCACAGCGGCGGCAGCCUCGCCGAGGGCGACAGCGCCGCAUGCGCCACCGAGAGCACCCGCUGCCUGUCCGGCCCGCUGUCCACCAGCGCCACCGCCACCGCAGCCAGCGCCACCGCCGCCGUCGCCAACGGCGACACCACGCCCCCGCCCCCGCCGCCCUAUCAGGACGCCCUCUACUUCCCCGUGCUGAUCGUGCACCGCAACGAGGGCUGCCUGAACCACAACCACCGCUCGCUGCACCGCAACGGGUCCUGCGUGGAGACCUCGCUAUGACCCGCCGCCGCGAUCGCCACGCCGACCGCGCGCGGGACGUGAACGCGGAGGUGCGGACGCUCUGGGGACCCAAACAUGCGGGAGUACAGCCCGAAGACUGGAGCGGAUUAUCGCUGACUAACGCAGACGAGCUCGCCCUCUCUUACCUGUGUGGCUGCAGGUCAGGUGUGACCGCACACCUGGGGAAACUCUCUGAGCUCCGCCUCCUUCCACAUCCUACCGGUUUCUUCCAGUCGUAUUUUUAAUAGCGAGUCGGUAAAACGGUAAAACUUCUUUCUUUUAUAUAUUGCAGCAUGUUAUAUUAUAUUGAAUUAUAAUCAAUUAUAUGACACGGUGAAGUGGUUUUGAGGGGACGGUGCCUGUUGCUGGUUUGCGGUGUGACUGCUGGGCUUCUGGUGGCAGUUCUGUGGUCGUUGACCACCGUGACACUCUGGAAGAACUCGUGGCAAUAACUCAGACACCAUUUUGUCCUCUCAGAGGUUCAUUUGUCAGUUUCUGAAUUGUUUUUUUUUUCAGAUUUCGCAGGACAAAUCAUGGGCUGAUUCAUUCAAAAAAUCUUUUUCUGUUUGGAUAGAAGACAAAUAAUAUUUAUAAUUUAUAUAACAAAAUGUUUUUUUUACCUUUUAUAAUUAUUUAUUAUAACUUAUACCUAACAUUUUUCACCUGUUCCAUUUGAGAGAAUGAAAUAUUGAAGGUUUUUUUUAGUGAACUGGUUAUUCUCGAAUGCUGUUUGUUCCGUGUGAGGGUGACAGUCAUAGGCGUAAUCUCCGGGGGCAACGGGUGCUUUCUGACACGUUCGCAUUUGAUGGAACGGGUCGUUCUGUGCGAGAUUCCCCCUGACAGGCGUGUGACCAGAUAUGGCACAUCACAGUGCCGCCCCAGCCAAUCAGCAGCCUUCGAGCAGGUGAAAGAAUCAGCCAGGCCCAAAAGCCUAUGGGAUAUUUACUCUCUGUAUGUUUAAUAUUUAAUCCUCAUUCAAACAUCGUUUCCUCUGUGCAUUUGAGAGCGCGUGUCCUUAUAAAUGUGUAAAAUGUGACAGACGCGACACCAGUGGCACAGACUAAAGAACGCAGUAUUUCCCAAAAGGCUGAUGAUCGCUAAAUGGAUACAUUCCCGUAAAAUAAUUCCCAUAGCAUUCAGACGUUAAAGUAAUAUGGUGUGAUCAGUUUUGUUCAGGGCUGACAAGGCCGCAGAUCGAGGGGCAGAAGAUGGCACAUCUUAGCGUUGCUCUUUCAGUGCAGCGGUACUUUGAAGAUGCGUGUCCAUUUAAAUGUUUUAAGCACACACAAGAAGAGUCAUUAAAACAGGCAGACUAGCAUCUCCCGCUCCUCCUGCGUUGCUAUUUAUAGCGCCUUCGUCAGUAAAUGAAUAAUUUAGCGAAGGAUGCCAAAGGAAGGCGAGCUUCAAACAGACUCUGAGCGGCGAAGCCCUGAGAGCUCGCGGUGUGCUCCUCGCGCAGGGCGAGCUCCAGGCAAGGCUGGCUUCAGGUGAAAACACCGCCUUCCUCUCCCUUAAAGGUUAGGGGGCGUACUAUUACAGAAAACUGUCUGCGUAUGGAAGCAUCCAUCAAUCAUUAGGGCAUCUAACAGGCCUCAUGUGUGUAAUUCUUAUAAAUGCUUCUACAUAGAUGUUCAGUACAUUUCAUAGAGCAGAUCCUAGUGGAUCACUGAAUGUUGCUGAAGGGAUCCAGUAGAAUGUGGCUGAAGAGAUAUCUGAUAUUUUAUGAAUUUGCCAUUUCUUGAUCAUAUUAGUAUCUACGGCUAGAAUAUAAUCUGUGUAACAUGUGUAACUGGAGCUGAGUUUUACAUUCCAAAUCUGCAGUUUAGGAAAUUCCCUCACUGUUAUCUUAUACUGACACAAACUGCCCCUCAGAAACCUGUUUCUUUCAGAGUGAGAUCACAGUUACAGUAGCCCUCACUGCCCAAAGCGACUCUUCUCACAUCAGUCUGACUUCUACACGAUCCUACAGUUUAGCCCCAAGCGCUACCUCGUCAUCCUUCAGUGGUUGAAGUUACUGAGGAGAGUUAUUUAAUUAAAUACAUGUUCAGCCUCUAAAUGGUUAAACAGAGCUCUAAAGUGGAUUAUCUUUUAUUAAUUAGAUUAUCUCAAAUUUUAGGAAGUAGUUGAUUGGUCUUAUGCAGCCUUAAUGAAGCAAUAUUUAAGAAUGUUUAAAAAAAAAAAAGAAAGUAAACCGUAAAUGUAAAAUGUAAAAACUGCCCUCUGAGUCUGCUAAACAGAGAUACUGAUUGUCCUAAAAAUGGAUGAAGAUCAUUUUUCUAUCCAGGCCAAAACCGGAUCACUUACAUCCAGAAUAAACUGCAGAACCCGUCUAUUUUUACCUGGGGCGAAAAACCCAGCGCUCAGACAGCCAGGAAGAAAGCAGCAGAAGGUGUGAGACAGCCUCUGUGAGAGAACAGAAUUGAGAGGCGGACAAUAAGCGGAUCUUUCAGGCCUACCUUCCUUUUCCAAAGUCUGACCAAAAACAGUCCCGUUACCUGCAGUCUAUUUAUAGCCUCUGUCAGAACCCUGGCCAUGCAGAGAGGUUCACUCUGGAGCAGAAACAGCUCGUAUGUUUACCCGACGUCCACAGUGCUGCCACCAGCAGAAACAUGGGAACAGUGUGGUGGCACAGAAUCGUUCUCAAAAGAUGAGAAAAGCAAAAAAAAAGUUUUUUUUCUCAGCCUUAUGAAUCUGCCGUAAGAGUACAUCUAUCAAAUAUUCAGAGUUACAGUAGGUAAGCAUUUCACCUUCAUAUGUACCGCCAAAACUCUCUAUAAGCUCUAUAUAUCCACACAGUAGCUCCAGAACCUAUGCUCAGGAACUCAGUCUUUGUACAUGUAAACUCAAUGUCCUUUGUUUUUUGUUUUUUUAAACAUAAUGACGGCAGUACUGCUGAUUGUCUUCACCUUCACUCGCCCGCUCGUUUCUGUGUCCGACGGCCACGUCUGUACUGUUGCGCGUUCGCAUUUCCGCCAACGUCUCGAGUACAAGAUAAAAAGCUAAAAUGCCAUUGAGCGCAACACUACGCAACGCAGUGCAAUGUAAAUACCACGUAACGUAACACAACAUAGAGCACACAACGCACACACCAGAAAGCAACACAACCCGAUACAGCACAGCACAACACACGCACCCCACAACGGCACAUAUCGCAGGCUGUACCUCCACUGAUCCACAUUCCUCUUCACGACAACGAGCAGAUGUACUGCUGUCAGUGUCGCGUCUCUCUGCUAAUAACAAGCACCGUUUUUUGUUUUUUUUGUUAAAAUACUUAAAUCUAAGACAAGGUUUAUAAAAAUGAAAGCUGAGCAUCUGUCGACGGCUCGCGUCUCGUAUGAGAGACGGGCGGAAGCUUCUCGGCCUUUUUACGGCGCGGUUUUCUCUGCAUGUGGUACGUGCAUCUAUGCAAGACCCGCAAGAGCCCGGAGGCGUCCAGCCACCGCUCUGGAUGUGGGGUCUGCAGAACCCCAGGUCUGCAGGGUGCUACACGACCGUGCCGGGUCCAGGGGCGCUGGAUGUGCUCUCUAACUCCUGCAGAACCCCAGGUCUGCAGGGUGCUACACGAUUGUGCCGGUUUCCAGGGAAGUUUUUAGCCCAAUCGGACGAAUCCUGCAGCAGGUGAGACAGCAGAGAGUCUCCACAGCAAACAGGCUGUCACUGCAGCAGCUCAGUGCAGACCAGGCCUAGGAGCCCUAACUCAAUGUGUGAGGACCAUGUGUCCAGGUUGAACUGAAUCUGGGCCAAAGACACGCUACACACAAAAUAAAAAUCUGAAACCUUUUUUAAAAAAACAAAAUCAUGACUUUUACAUCACAAAUGACUGUUACCAUCAUUCCCUUUAGUUCUGAACAGCCGCCUAUAUUUGAAACAUUUGAAAAUGUAAAGAAAAGCAGGGCGGGUUUGGUGUAUCCUGUUGGUUAGAGAGGUUCAGGUAUUCAUAUUUUUAUGAAGUUUGCCAGCUUGUGGGUGAAGGGAGGCGGAGGAUUACUUUUCUACUGUAAAUACUGCGACGGGGAUGUCAGUGUGUUCUCGUGUGCCGUUGAAUGUGUCACCCGUAAAAUAAAGCAUAAACCGUGUCUGAUAAAAAGGCCAUGUUGGUUUGUCGGAGUUCAAGUCAUUAAUGUAUAUCUGGAGCUCUGGUGCAGAACAGUUGCAAAAAAUAAAAAAUAAAAUAACUUAUUGUAUAUACACAGAUCAUUCAGAGCUCAUGUACAUUUGGAGCUGUUUAUCCUGAAAUCCAUCUACAGACUGGCAGAGCACUUUUUUAAUUUAAAUUUUACAAGAAUCAUUGUAGUUAUAUUGUUUUCCUACGCAUAAACAUUUUAUUCUUAUUUGUUGUAGCAACAAACCAGGAAAGUUCAGGUAUGACACAAGCUGUAUAGUAAUAACCAAACACAGCGCACAAUGCUAUCACAAACAGAGUGCAAUGAUAUCACAACUACAGAGUGCAAUGAUAUCACAAACACAGCGUGAAAUGCUAUCACAAACACAGCGUGCAAUGGUAUCACAAGCACAGCCUGCAAUGAUAUCACAGUGUGCAAUGCUAUCACAAGCACAGCGUGCAAUGCUAUCACAGUGUGCAAUGAUAUCACAACUACAGAGUGCAAUGAUAUUACAAACACAGCGUGCAAUGAUAUCACUAACACACCAUGCAAUGAUAUCACAAACACAGUGUGCAGUGAUAUCACAAGCACAGCUAAUGGACUGCACACUGUGUUUAUGAUAUCAUAAUGCUGACACUCAUCCACCUGUCUGUAUGCUGGAAAAUGGAGAACAAACAGCCUUUUCAGGCACAGGAUUGCUGAGGCAGCUACUGCGGUGUGUUCUGAGUGAAGAUGGUCUGACUUUGCGUUAACAUAACCACAGCAAUCAUAAUCUUACAUAAAAUCCACCGAUCUAAUCCACAUCAGAUCAGACAACACUGAAGUGUUAUUUAAUUCUGAUAUCAUACACAAAAAGCUCUGCUCUGCCACUUAUUUCUCUAGUGUGUUUUUUUCUGGUGUCUGAUUGGUCAUCUUUGAACAGUCUUGACAGAAGAAAAGAACUGUUUGGAUAAGAUAUUUCACUAGCUUGGUGUGAACUCAUUUCUCGAUACUAAAUGUGUAAGACUGAUAUAAAGAGAAAGUCUGUAUGUACAUUAACACUUACCACAAUGCUGCCUUUGUGUCACCCAUAUUCACUGCAAAGUCUGCAAACCAAACCUGCGUAUCGGAGCUGCAGGAGGGUAACUGAAUAAAAAUUUUGUGUUUUGAAAUAAAAAGGACUUUGACUG
Anguilla anguilla (European eel) is the source of this 7607-nucleotide messenger RNA. RefSeq names its product transmembrane protein 151Ba (gene tmem151ba). The transcript has 2 exons. The record is from RefSeq and is a predicted model, not a curated record. The coding region runs from base 725 to 2335 and encodes 536 amino acids. Lineage: Eukaryota; Metazoa; Chordata; Actinopteri; Anguilliformes; Anguillidae.